Acipenser ruthenus (sterlet) is the source of this 3341-nucleotide messenger RNA. It is a transcript of the gene acox1, whose product is annotated as acyl-CoA oxidase 1, palmitoyl. Bases 146 to 2131 code for a protein of 661 amino acids. Gene Ontology annotation, molecular function: FAD binding; fatty acid binding. Gene Ontology annotation, biological process: lipid homeostasis; very long-chain fatty acid metabolic process; fatty acid beta-oxidation using acyl-CoA oxidase. Gene Ontology annotation, cellular component: peroxisome. The record is from RefSeq and is a predicted model, not a curated record. NCBI's taxonomy places the organism in Eukaryota, Metazoa, Chordata, Actinopteri, Acipenseriformes, Acipenseridae. The transcript has 14 exons.
CAGGCACCUCCACCCUUGGUGAAGUCUGCUAGAAGCUGACAUUUCUGUUUCGCAAGAACACAGUGUCGGUCAGGAGGUUGACGCGGUAAAGCUGCUGUUUUAUUUUACUAUUAACAGCACAGUAUAUAUACACACUGAUCCCACCAUGAACCCAGACAUUUGCAAAGAGCGGGACUCUGCCACCUUCCAGACCGAGCUGCUCACCAAUAUCCUGGAUGGGGGAGCCGAUAAGACUGCACGGAGGAGAGAGAUCGAAUUGCUGGUGAUCAACGACCCAGAUUUCCAGCACGAGGACCUGAACUUCCUGUCGCGCAGUGAUCGCUACGACGCGGCCGUGAAGAAGAGCUCCAUGAUGAUCAUGAAGAUGCGGCAGCACGGCAUCUCUGACCCUGAGGAGAUCAUGUGCUACAAGAGCGUUGCGAAAGGCAGCACCCACGAGGCCCUGGGGCUGCACUACGUCAUGUUCCUGCCCACCCUGCUGAGCCAGGGCAACCCCGAGCAGCAAGAGAAGUGGCUGCCGCUCUCGCUGUCCUUCCAGGUCCUCGGCACCUAUGCGCAGACCGAGAUGGGGCACGGGACCCACAUUCGCGGGCUGGAGACCACGGCGACCUACGACCCUUCCACUCAGGAGUUCGUCCUCAACAGCCCAACCAUCAGCUCUAUCAAGUGGUGGCCAGGGGGACUGGGGAAGACGUCAAACCACGCCAUCGUUCUGGCGCAGCUGUACACGCAGGGGCAGUGCCGGGGGCUCCACCCCUUCAUCGUGCCAAUCCGAGCCAUGGGCACCCACGAGCCACUGCCAGGGGUGGUCGUGGGGGACAUCGGGCCCAAGUUCGGCUUCGAUGAGGUGGACAACGGCUUCCUGAAGCUGGAGAAUGUGCGCAUCCCACGCAUGAACAUGCUGAUGAAGUACUCCAAGGUGGCGCCGGACGGCAGCUACGUGAAGCCCCCGAGUGACAAGCUGACGUACGGCACGAUGGUGUUCAUCCGCUCCAUGAUCGUGAGCGAUUCGGCACGCUCGCUGUCCAAGGCCUGCACCAUCGCCAUCCGCUACAGCGUCGUGAGACACCAGUCCGAGCUGCGCCAGGGGGAGCCCGAGCCCCAGAUCCUGGACUAUCAGACCCAGCAGUACAAGCUGCUCCCCCUGCUGGCCACGGCGUACGCGUUCCACUGCGUGGGGCAGUACAUGACGCAGACCUACCACCGCAUCACCGGGGAUAUCAGCCAGGGAGACUUCAGCCAGCUCCCCGAGCUCCACGCUCUCUCGGCCGGACUCAAAGCCUUCACCACCUGGAUCGCGACCGCGGGUAUCGAGAUGUGCCGCAUGGCGUGCGGAGGGCACGGGUACUCGCGCUGCAGUGGCCUGCCCGACAUCUACGUGACCUUCACUCCCACCUGCACCUACGAGGGAGAGAACACUGUGAUGAUGCUGCAGACUGCCAGGUAUUUGGUGAAGUGUUACACUCAGGCCAGUGAAGGUCUGCAGGUGGGGGGCACGGUGUCCUACCUCAAUGAGAUGUCCCAGGGCCGACUUCAGCCCCAGCCGGUGUCAGCCCGGCCAACCGUGGUGGACAUCAACGACCUGUCCUGCCUGGUGGAGGCGUACAAGCAGAGAGCGUCCAGGCUGGUGGAGCUGGCAGCACGGAGCCUGCAGGGGGAGAUUCAGCGCAGUAAGAGUAAGGAGGAAGCCUGGAACAACACCUCCAUCGACCUGGUCAGGGCCUCUGAUGCGCACUGUCACUAUGUCGUGGUGAAGCUCUUCUCUGCGAAGCUCUCGGAGGUUGGUGACACGGCCGUGCACUCGGUCCUCAGCUCCCUUGCGUUACUGUACGCUCUGCACGGGAUCAGCCAGCACACCGGGGACUUCCUGCAGGCCGGUCUGCUCAGUGGGCCCCAGAUCUACCAGGUGAGCCAGCGUCUGAAGGAGCUUCUCUCCCAGCUGCGCCCCAACGCUGUGGCCCUCGUUGACGCCUUCGAUUACCGCGACGAGAUGCUCAACUCCGUCCUGGGGCGCUACGACGGCAAUGUCUAUGAGAACAUGUUCGAGUGGGCGCGCCAAUCACCGCUCAACCGCACGCAGGUCCACAGUUCCUUCCACAAGUACCUGAAGCCCCUGCAGUCCAAGCUGUGAAGUGAUUGAAGGAUGUCUCCCUCGCUCCCUCUCCCUCUCUCCCUAAUCAUACCAAUCAGAGCUAAACCCCCUAGGAGAAUCAAGUGCUUUAUGAAAAUGAAUGGAAUCAGAACUAGAAUCGGAACUCUGCUGCCAGCAGGGGUAGCCACACCCCCUCUCUGCCAGCCUUCUCAGAAACUGCAACUCCCAGCAACCCCUGGGGCUUGACACUACGGAAGAGGGGUGGUGGAACAAAGACUGACCAAUGAUAAUAAUGUAGCCCAGAGAACUUUCAUAUUCUAUCUGUGUGAUCAGCUGCUUUUGAAAAAUGAGCUAUACUUAUUCUUUAAAUUGUAUUUGCUUUUAUAGAUUAUUUCUUGCACUUAUAUCCAAUCUCACAUGUUGUUUUUUGAAUUCCUUGUUUUGAGCUCCUCAGUAACUUGCGGACGGGAACAUCUGCAGAUCACAGACUUGCUCCUCAAGGAAUGUGUGUCUCGUGUCACUGGGUUCUGUGAGAGUCUGUGUGGUCCGGUGAAGGUUCUGGGAGAGUCUGUGUGGUCUGGUGAAGGUUCUGGGAGUGUCUCUGUGUAAUCAGGAGAGAGUCUGUGUGGUCCGGUGAAGGUUCUGGGAGAGUCUGUGUGGUCCGGUGAAGGUUCUGGGAGUGUCUCUGUGUAAUCAGGAGAGAGUCUGUGUGGUCCAGUGAAGGUUCUGGGAGAGUCUGUGUGGUCUUGUGAAGGUUCUGGGAGUAUCUCCGCAGUUGCAGGGAGGCUGACUGGCUGGCUGGUUCAGCUGAUCCUGUUGAGAGGAUCUUUCUCUUGCAGUCCUUCAGGCAGCUGGUCUGUGUUCUACCUAAAGGGGUUUGCACAGACCCCAAUCGAGCAGCACAAGGACUCUCGCAGCAUUCCCGCAGGAAACCAGGAGCGGCUUCCUUCUUUGCUUCCCCCGCCCAGCCGUGAUAGCAUUUUUUUUGAGAGCAGGUGAUUUGUUACUUAGGAGUUGCUUAUUCAGUUGCAUCGCAAACAGGUUUUGUAAUUUUCUUUUUUAGUCUGUAUCUCAUGUUUUGUUUCUGUUUUUUUGUGUCAAAUAAAAAUUUGAAAAUUAAUAACGCCGUUAAUCUGGGGGAGGGCUGUAUUGCUAACUUGGAAAAAAAAAAAAAAACAGUGUAACUUUAAUUGCAAAUAGCAGGACUGUGUGGCCUUGUCUAAGAAAAUAAAAUUGAUAUGAAAUUAUA